AUGGCAGCUCUGCGACGGCCAGAGUAUUUUAUCCGCCAUGGCCCCCUCUGCCCUCCGUGGCUUGCCCUGAAUCUUACUCUCCUGCUUCCUCUUCUCCUUGCCUCUCUUGUCAAUCUGCCGUUGCCUCACCUGUUCUUUUCGCCCAGAAAAGAGUUGAUCGAACCUCCCCGUCAGAGAUACAUUCAGCACCAUCCCGAUCACAGUCCAGCCACCAUGUCCAUUCCCGAGAAGUUCACCGGCUUCCAGGUCAACAGCGCCGAGACCUGGCAAGACUUCAAGAAGCAGGAGUUCGACCCCAAGCCCUUUGGCGACUACGACGUCGACAUCAAGAUCGAGUGCUGCGGUGUUUGCGCCAGUGAUGUUCACACCAUCAAGGGUGACUGGGGUGCUCAGCCCUACCCUCUGGCUGUCGGUCACGAGAUCGUCGGCAAGGCUCUGAGAGUCGGCUCCAAGGUCACCAAGAUCAAGGAGGGCUCUCGCGUCGGUGUCGGUGCGCAGUCGUACGCCUGCCUCGAGUGCCGCCAGUGCAAGAACGACAACGAGACGUACUGCAAGCACCAGCUCGACACGUACGGCUCCACAUUCCCCGACUCGGGCGCCAUCUCACAGGGCGGCUACUCUUCCCACGUCCGCACUCACGAGCACUGGGUCUUCCCCAUCCCCGACGCUCUUCCCAGCACCGUCGCUGCGCCCAUGCUCUGCGCUGGCCUGACGGCCUACAGCCCUCUGAUCAGAAACGGCUGCGGCCCCGGCAAGAAGGUCGGCAUCGUCGGCAUCGGUGGCAUCGGCCACUUUGGCAUCAUGUUCGCCAAGGCGCUGGGCGCCGAGGUCUGGGCCAUCUCGCGUUCGCGGUCCAAGGAGGAGGACUCUCUCAAGAUGGGCGCCGACGGCUACCUCGCCAGUGGCGAGAAGGGCUGGAACGAGCCGCACAAGAUGACGUUCGACCUCAUCCUUAACACUGCCAACUCGUUCGAGGGCUUCGACCUCUCGGCCUACCUCAGCCUGCUCGACGUCCACGGCAAGUGGGUGUCGGUCGGCCUCCCCGGCGGCGGCGGCAUCACGGUCCGCAACCAGGACUUCCUCCCCAACGGCUGCUUCAUCGGCAGCUCGCACCUGGGUAGCAGACGCGAGACGCUCGAGAUGCUGCAGCUCGCCGCCGACAAGGGCAUCAAGACGUGGGUGCAAGAGGUGCCCAUCAGCGCCGAUGGCCUGAGGUCGGCCAUGAACGGCAUUGAGGACUCCAAGGUCCGCUACAGAUAUUGCCUGACCAACUACGAGGAAGCCUUUGGCCAGUAA
Molecule: messenger RNA, 1296 nt
Organism: Colletotrichum higginsianum IMI 349063
Lineage: Eukaryota; Fungi; Ascomycota; Sordariomycetes; Glomerellales; Glomerellaceae
Product: Alcohol dehydrogenase GroES-like domain-containing protein
Exons: 3
Coding region: 1-1296 (431 amino acids)
Biological process (GO): alcohol metabolic process
Molecular function (GO): alcohol dehydrogenase (NADP+) activity; zinc ion binding
Source: RefSeq, a predicted model, not a curated record